Messenger RNA from Daucus carota subsp. sativus, 1397 nucleotides. RefSeq lists its product as uncharacterized. The transcript has 2 exons. The record is from RefSeq and is a predicted model, not a curated record. Lineage: Eukaryota; Viridiplantae; Streptophyta; Magnoliopsida; Apiales; Apiaceae. The coding region runs from base 269 to 1240 and encodes 323 amino acids.
ACAUGAUUUUCUCUUACGACGAGUCGUAACCGGUACAUAAGUCUCCCGUAAGAUUCUCGAAUUACUAUAUAUAAUAAAAGUUAUGUACAAGUCACCCGCGUUACUACAUGAAAGGUUCUUGAAGUAGUAAAUAUCGAAAAGUGCACAAGUUUCUCGUAUCAGAAAGGUUUUCAAACUGGUAAACGGCGUGGCUAGUGUUCUACAGAGCUUGAAAGCGGCAUCAGCAAGAAUAAUAGAAGAUUGAGGUGUAUUUGAUUGUAUUGAUUGAAUGGGGUGCAUUUCGUCGAAAUUCAUAACCAAGUCAUUGAGUUUUAGGGAAGAUCAUAGCAAUCGAAAAAGGGGAAUUAAUGGCUUGACAGUGCUUGAUGAAUUGUUUACUUCUGAUGAUGGGAAUAGUGGUAGCAAUGAUCAUCAAUUUUUCGCGCUUGUCAGUAAACUCCGGACUGGGGAUUUUGUUCCGAAAAAAAGUCUGGAGUCUAAUGAUAAAGAGACGAUUAAUACAUGGGAACUGAUGGCUGGCCUCGAAGAACAAGCAGAACAGAAGGAAGAUGAAAAACUGUCGUCUGUUGCACAAGAAAUAAUGAACUCGAAGGGGGUUGAACUUGACAAAUUGAAGCGUUCCAAGAGUUGUGAAAUAAUAAAUCUGGCUACCGCUUUUGGGCUCAAUGAUGAUCAAGAGAACAAGGGCGUGGGACGGUCUAGAAGUUUUCACACGGUAGAGGAGUAUGAUGCGAUGAUGGAAAGAAUAAUGUUGUCUGUGCAUAAUGAUGAAAAUGAUCAGUAUAUGAACAAUGAUGUGGCUAAAUUUCAAGAAACAGAUCAGUCUAUUUCUUCAGAACCGGAUAUCAAAGAAGUGAUCCCAAGUGUUAGUAGCCAAAGUAUCAAUACGGAUGGAGGUCAAGAAACGGACACUUAUGAUGCAGGCUUGAAAAGAAAGGCCUUAUCAAAAGGGCUAUCACUUCAGAUUCCAUCUGCAGCUGAGUUCCGGAAAACAGGAAGCCUGAAAGAUUGGCUUCAGAACGGAGGAAAUGCUGGCUCUCCUGGAGAAUAUGUGACACCUAAAUUUGGUAACUACAAUAAACCAAAAUCUAAAUUAUCUGAAGAAUACAGAGAUGAUUCCAUCUUCAAUCCAGAGCUGGUGGCUGCGUUUGAAGAGUUUUUGGAACGACUAGAAGUUGAAGAAAACAGCGUACUUGAACAAAUUGAAGGAAAUCGCAAUGAAAUCACAGCCACUGAGUGAUUAGCACAAGGAGUUUUGUCAAUCUGAAGACUUUGAAUAUUAAACAGAAGUGAAAUCUAGUUGGAUAAUAUGUACUUGCUUUCUCAAUUUAGUUUUUUCGUUCUUCACUUUAGAACCCGAAACUUGAAUGAAAUUAAAGAUUAAAUUUGGAUUGUGA